Molecule: messenger RNA, 2463 nt
Organism: Gossypium raimondii (Peruvian cotton)
Lineage: Eukaryota; Viridiplantae; Streptophyta; Magnoliopsida; Malvales; Malvaceae
Product: ABC transporter F family member 5
Exons: 9
Coding region: 113-2185 (690 amino acids)
Molecular function (GO): ATP binding; ATP hydrolysis activity
Source: RefSeq, a predicted model, not a curated record
AAUUAUGAUGAUUUGUUUUUAUGAAUAAAAGGGAAAAUAUUUAUUGAAGAAAGUUCCAAUUCCAUUUCCCUUCUUUCCCUUUCCUUUUCCUUCAUUUUCCCACCAACCAAACAUGGACCUAUCCACGAAAUUCCAUCGCUUAGACCUUCGUUCAACAUUCUUCACCUCUCUACGACCCUCUUUAACCCGGAAUUCCUCAUCGGUCGUUUCUCCCAAAACCCUUAAAUUUAGACCCACUAAAGUAAAUGCCCAAGUUUCCACUCUCAGUGUUGAAACCUCCGUUAAAGAACCUCAAAACGACAUUGAGUCAUUGUUUUCAACCAACACAGUUGAAGAGAUUGAUCGAAAGCGUGGCAACAAACAAUCCAACACCGGCGCUUCUGGUAUUUCCUCCGGUGUAAAGCUCGAAAAUAUUAGCAAAAGCUAUAAAGGAGUUACGGUUUUGAAAAACGUGAAUUGGGAAGUGAAAAAAGGCGAGAAAGUUGGAUUGGUUGGAGUAAACGGGGCAGGGAAAACCACCCAAAUGAGAAUUAUAACGGGGCAAGAAGAACCCGAUUCGGGGAACGUUAUAAAAGCCAAGCCCAAUAUGAAAGUUGCGUUUUUGAACCAAGAAUUCCAAGUUUCAAUGAGUAGGACGGUGAGGGAGGAGUUUAUGAGUGCCUUUAAAGAGGAAAUGGAGAUUUCUGAGAGGUUAGAGAGGGUUCAAAAGGCGAUAGAAGGAUCUACAGAGGAUUUGGAGUUGAUGGGAAGGCUUUUGGACGAGUUUGAUUUGUUGCAAAGGAGAGCUCAGGCUGUGGAUUUGGAUGAGGUUGAUGCUAAGGUUAGCAAGUUAAUGCCAGAGCUAGGGUUUUCCCCUGAGGAUUCAGAUAGGUUGGUUGCCAGUUUUAGUAGCGGGUGGCAGAUGAGGAUGUCACUUGGAAAGAUUUUGCUGCAGGAGCCUGAUUUAUUGCUUUUGGAUGAGCCUACAAAUCACCUUGACCUUGAUACAAUUGAGUGGCUUGAAGGAUAUCUAAAAAAGCAAGAUGUGCCAAUGGUCAUUAUAUCUCAUGAUAGAGCUUUUCUAGAUCAGUUGUGUACGAAGAUUGUGGAGACCGAUAUGGGUGUUUCCAGGACGUUUGAGGGUAAUUAUUCUCAGUAUGUUGAAGCGAAGGCAGCAUGGAUUGAAACUCAGUAUGCUGCGUGGGAGAAGCAGCAGAAGGAGAUUGAGCAGACAAGAGACUUGAUAAGCCGAUUAGGUGCUGGGGCAAAUUCUGGCCGAGCUUCUUCUGCCGAAAAGAAGCUGGAGAGGCUUCAGGAAGAGGGUCAAAUAGAGAAGCCAUUUCAACGGAAACAAAUGAAGAUCAGGUUCCCUGAGCGUGGAAGAAGUGGUAGAUCUGUUGUUACUAUUAAGAAUCUGGAAUUUGGUUACGAGGAUGAGCUGCUAUUUAAUAGGGCAAAUCUUGCAAUUGAAAGAGGAGAGAAAAUUGCCGUUAUUGGUCCAAAUGGUUGUGGAAAGAGUACUUUACUGAAACUGAUAAUGCAUUUAGAGAAACCGAGAGGCGGUGAAGUGAUCCUUGGGGAGCAUAAUGUUCUACCAAAUUAUUUUGAGCAGAAUCAGGCUGAGGCUCUUGAUUUGGAUAAAACGGUGCUUCAGACGGUGGAAGAGGUUGCAGAGGACUGGAGAAUUGAUGAUAUUAAGGGACUCCUUGGUCGUUGCAACUUCAAAGCCGAUAUGCUUGACAGGAAGGUUUCCCUUUUGAGUGGUGGUGAGAAGGCGCGUCUUGCUUUCUGCAAAUUCAUGGUAAAACCAUCGACCCUACUGAUUUUGGAUGAACCAACUAAUCAUCUGGAUAUACCCUCAAAAGAGAUGCUAGAGGAGGCAAUUAGGGAAUACAGUGGCACUGUCAUUACUGUUUCGCAUGACCGAUACUUCAUUCGGCAGAUAGUCAACAGAGUAGUGGAAGUAAAAGAUGGCCAUUUGCAGGACUAUGCAGGCGACUACAAUUAUUAUCUGGAGAAGAACCUCGAGGCAAGGGUAAAGGAGCUUGAGCGUGAGGCGGAUCUUGAAGAGAAAGCUCCCAAACUGAAAGCCAAAUCAAAGAUGUCAAAGGCGGAGAAGGAAGCUCGAAAGAAACAAAAGAUGCAGGCUUUUCAAGCGGCUAAACAAAAGUCAAAAGGGAUGAAGAAUUCCAAGAGAUGGAAAUGAAGUAUUAAAUCUAUAUACCACACACUGAUUAAAGAAUGACCUGUUAGUUGAGAGUAGGAAUUGAGUGACCACCAGCACCAUCUGUAUAUAAUCUUUGAUAGAAAUAGAGUCCUGAAAAUUGAAGCUCUUUGUAAUCCUUAUUUAGAAGCGAAAUUCAUUCAUUAAGGUGGCAAGUAAAGGAUGUGAUCCACAUUCAUGCCUAAAUCUAAUGUUAAAAACUCAAAAACUGGCUUUCUUGAAAGGGGAAAAAGAAAAAGAAAUCCAUGGGGGUUUGUGCA